This is a messenger RNA of Corticium candelabrum, 921 nucleotides long. RefSeq names its product migration and invasion-inhibitory protein-like. Bases 27 to 836 code for a protein of 269 amino acids. The record is from RefSeq and is a predicted model, not a curated record. NCBI's taxonomy places the organism in Eukaryota, Metazoa, Porifera, Homoscleromorpha, Homosclerophorida, Plakinidae. The transcript has 7 exons. Gene Ontology annotation, biological process: negative regulation of G2/M transition of mitotic cell cycle; negative regulation of cell migration.
UGUAGUUGAUCACAUCGACGACGCGCAUGGAGAACAGUAUGGGUGAUCAAAGGUUUUCAACAGGAACAGAGCGAGAAGGUGAGCCAGAGUUACAAGACGAUAGAAGCCUGUCUCUAACACAUGACUCAGAUGUUGAUUAUGGUUGCCAUUCAGCAGCACCCAGAUGGAAUUCACGCAGAAGAGACGAAAUCCCAUUAGGAUACGACUGGAUUGCUGGUUUGCUGGAUGGAAGCAUGUCUGUAGGAGCUGAAUCAGAGUCGUUUUAUGACGAACUGCGAAAGUUUAGAAGAGUGAACAGAGAGGAAUGCUCUAGAUUGUCACUACACCAGCCUCUCAACAGAGAAGCACGUCACAUCAAGGACAAGAAAGACACAUCAAGCAGAAUGGCAGAUGUCAACAUAGUCAGCAACACAGAAACCAGUCCUAAAUACUACAAAAUGAAUGAGAGACUAUUUCCUAUUCCAUAUGCACAUCAUCACAAUGAAGAUACUUGCCUCAGUUGUGACGAUGAUGAGAAAUCUCAGGAUAAACCAAACCACUAUAUUCGAGUUAGUGUACCAAGAUCUUUUCAGUCACCACUGAGAAGGCCACGACAGCAACCUACUUUCAGUCCAUCUGAGUCAGUUGACUUGUCCAAACACUGUUUACCAGGAUGGGAAGCAUCACACCCUUCAACUUGGCGAGUAUCUUCCCCCAUGAAUCUAACUGCUUCAGUACUAUCGGCUACGAAUGAGUUAAACGUGACAAAGAAUACUGAACAUAACAAUUUAAGCAGCAGACAACUUCUAGAUCAGUCAUUGUCAUUUAAAUUCAAUCAUCUCACAGGAAAGUUUUGAUCACAAAAUGUGGUGAUAUGUAUUACUUACAAAUUACAUACAGAUACAUUACUUUAAUAGUGUUAGAUAUACUGUACAAUAUAUG